Acipenser ruthenus (sterlet) is the source of this 9421-nucleotide messenger RNA. Its product is annotated as zinc finger protein 883. The transcript is spliced from 4 exons. Gene Ontology annotation, molecular function: RNA polymerase II cis-regulatory region sequence-specific DNA binding; DNA-binding transcription factor activity, RNA polymerase II-specific; cysteine-type deubiquitinase activity. The record is from RefSeq and is a predicted model, not a curated record. NCBI's taxonomy places the organism in Eukaryota, Metazoa, Chordata, Actinopteri, Acipenseriformes, Acipenseridae. Bases 510 to 6809 code for a protein of 2099 amino acids. Gene Ontology annotation, biological process: protein deubiquitination; telomere maintenance; regulation of DNA-templated transcription.
CCUUGUUUCACCCAAUGGUGGGAAUCUUUAGAUCCGCGCACCAGUCGGACCGGAAGUUCCAUUGUUUGGGCUCCUUGGAGAAAAAAGACACGAGAAAACAGAAGGAAUAGAAGAUAAAGAGAGAAAGAAAGCGGAUUUUCUGCAUUUUGCCAAUUGCAUGUCGACCAGCAACAUACCGUACGGGGCUUAUAGCCAGCCUGAAAUACUAGAACCAUCAUGUCUUUCACCACAAAACAACAAAGACAAUGACGUGAAUACCACUUGAACCACCAAAAGGAUAAUAAACCACAAACAGAGACACAACCACAAUUUCAGCAAUCUCCAGACCGAUCACAGCACAUUGAGAGUUACUAUCGCACAACUGUCCAUGUAGCAUCUCCUGGCCAACCACAGCCCGUUGAGUGUUAUUAUCAUGCAACUGUCAAUAUAACAUACAGAACGGAAUCCACCCAUUCAGGAAUACCAUCGCACAACUGUCUGUAACACAUUCCAGCAGGAUCAGCAUCGCAAUGAAUCACAGUCCGCAGGAACAACGUCAUUGGGACCAAAAACUAAACAGACAAACUCAACAACAGAACAGUUACGUCUCAUUUAUUCACGAACAGCCAGAUUCGUAUUACUUGGAGACACAGCACAAAACACAACAGCAGACAGCACAACUUUAUCAAGAACCAGAGCCGCAGAACUUUCUAUUCCAGAACAACACCAAUCAUGCUCCAAUACAACACCACACCAAUCAUGCCCCAAUACAACACCACACCAAUCAUGCUCCAAUACAACACCACACCAAUCAUGCCCCAAUGUUUAAAACAGAACAGCAAGGAAUUUACAAACCACAGCCAGACCGAAACCAACAACUGCAGGAACAUUGCCAAAAUAACCCAGAACCAAAACGAAAACAAUUACAUCCCAACCAUCAGGACCCACAUAUCCAAACACAAAGGCAAAAAGAACAGCUUCGAUUAGAAGCAAAGAGACUUCGGGAGCGCGAAAGCUACCAUAAAAACCCAGAGUCAAAGAGACUUCGGGAGCGCGAAAGAUACCAUAAAAACUUAGAGGCAAAGCGACUUCAACAGCGGGAACGUUACCAACAAAACUCAGAGGCAAAGCGACUUCAACAGCGGGAACGUUACCAUCAAAACUCAGAGGCAAAGCGACUUCAACAGCGGGAACGUUACCAUCAAAACUCAGAGGCAAAGCGACUUCAACAGCAGGAAUGUUGCCAACAAAACGCAGCGACAAAGCGACUUUGGGAGCGAGAAUCCUACAAACACGACCCGAAGCCGAAGCGACUUCGGGAGUGCGAAACCUACAAACACCACGCAGAACCAAAAAGAAACAGUGAAAAGUCAAAGCAUGCUGAAAAUCCUGCUUUACAAACAACUGCAAAGAAAAGACUAUACCAUCAGAACCUAAACAAAAAAAACAUUUGCUACAAAGUGAAACAAUUAGUAAACACAUACAAAAGGAAAAACAUUUUAAGACUCCAACGCCAAAAACAAUACUACAUCACACGACUUGUGAGAAGCUUAAAAGGCAGGAGUCAUGCUUCAAAACUCAUGACAGCAACAUAUCUUGUUGACCUUUCCAUCGAGGUCUCUUUGAAAAUGCAGAACAACCUACAACGUCAGUUUACUGCACUACAAAGCAGCACAUGUGUCUUUCUUAAACAAAUACAAGCACAGGAUAAUGUCUCCCAACAAGCAGAGAUGAUAUGUGGCCCAAGUCAACACACAUCACACACUGAGGCCUACUUUUGGGAAGGCACAUAUAAUAGCACUGUUCUAUCAUGCAUUCCCAUUGAUGAAAAAGGCCAAUGUCACAUUUUCCCUGAUGUGCCACUGAAAAAGGACAAAAAACAUGCUCAGCCUCAGCCACUGUCACAGGAAGACAACAGUGAAGAACACGGGCAACCAAAGGAAAAUCAAAGCACACACAAAUGGCAGUGCCAUAAAAACAUCUGUCAAAUUGACUUAAGCACUGCUCUUGUUCCAUGUGUACUGGACAUCCUUGAGAGCAUUGUUUCAGAGGACCCAAAACAUGCACGUACAUUUAUGGACACAUUUGAUGACUGUGCAAAUGAGGCUUUUCACUCAUCCAACAAAGCUGGUCAUCCCAUUAGCUGCUACAUGUAUAGGAGCACUUGUAAAUCAUCACUCCGUUACCUCCGUACCCUUGGCUGCCAUUUUCCACGUGUAAGAAAACUUGUACAUAACAUUUAUUCUGUGGUUACAGUGUACCGCCAAAUAACAUCUUUGCAAAAAGCCUUGGAAGAUGGUGAUGAGCACACUAUGACAGAACUGUGCAAACCUUACUUGAACACACCGGACGUGCAUCCCCAGGAACAUCCAGAGUUUUUACUGAGUGACGCAUCCAUUCUCACAAAAUAUCAUGCACAAUUUCUGACUUACACACAACUCUCCGCUGAUACACCAAAACACGCUUGUGCUUCUUGUGACAAGCUGUGCCACAGAAGAGAAUGUGUUCAAAUAGCUACCAUGCAAACAACACCAGACAAUGACAAGUGGCUGAAUCUCAUGGUUUACUUAGAUAGAACCAACACACCAGCACAGUAUGUCUGCCACUACUGCCUGCAAAAGUUUCGCACCAACAAACUGCCACCCCGAUGUGUCCUCAACCAAAUGGCCGUCCCCAGGAUCCCUACUGAAAUUUCAUGCCUCAAUGAUUAUGAAAAAAUUCUUAUUCAACGUGGAAAAGCUUUUCAAACUGUCUCAAGAAUAUCUCCAGUUUCCAGUAGCAAGAGGUUGCCUCACCAACAGAGAGUUCAGAAAAUGCAUGGCCGAACCUUUCACCUGCCAUUGCCUCUUCAGGAAACACUGAGCAAACUACCCCCGCCAAACCAAGCCUUGCCAGAUGACAUGGAACUCCACAUCCUGGUAUGCGGUGCACCAACAAAAUCCAAAACUGUUUUGGAAGACAUUGUGGAUCUCAAUAAAGUGUAUAAUGCUUUACAGAAGUUGAAGGAAAUCAAUCCUUUUUACAAAGACAUCAGCUUGCCACAAAACUCUGUUAACUUGCUUUCUAAUCAUAACUUGAAUGUAUUUCAAUGUCAUUCUGACAAUGAAGACCAAGGUGAAGAUGAAAUCACUGUCAAAGCAACAACCAAAGAACAACCUCACCCCAAAGAACCUUUAUUAUGUAAGGUUGAACCGGAGGAAGAGGCUGUCAUUUACCGCAAUUACACAAUACAUCCCAUACACAGUGAAAGAAAGAAAGGUACAGCGACUGCUCUUUACCAAAUGCUUCACAUACAGGAUGACGCUCUGGAAGACUGGGAGAAAAAACUAGACCUCCUGUGUUUCCCAGACCUGUACACUCAUGGAAUUCAUGGAAUGCAUGCUGAACGGAUGCCCCGUUUGAAUCCAACAGAGUUUGUCAAAGCUCGCCUUCAGUCAUGCCACGCACAAUUCAGGCUCAAUCAACAGUAUAUCUUUCACCUGCAGCAUGAGGCCAAUCUUCGCCAGAUUAACGGAGGUUUUUACCACAAGCUGAAGAUGCACCAUCCCCAGGAACGUAUGACUGCAGCACGGUGGUUGCAACAGAUGUCAAAUGACAACCUUGAAUCUGAUCUUACCACCAUUUACUCCCGUUUAAAGAACACUCCACAAUACUGGCGUAAACCAAGAAAUAAUGUGGAUGCUAUGACUCAAGCAUAUGGAGCAGCAACAUGGUUUGUCACACUGAGUCCUGCAGAAUGGACCUGGACUGACCUGGGACAAUACAUAAAGGAGGUGAAUGGACCAGGCUUUGCAAACUUACCUAUCAGUGAACUUGUUGCACAAGAUCCUGUCAGUGCAUCUCGGUUCAUGCACAACAAGUUUCUUGCAAUCUUGAAUUUUAUCACAUCUCCAAAUGGUCCUCUGGGGAAAGUUACACAUUACUUUUGGCGCAGAGAAUACCAGGGUCGUGGAAUGCAGCACUUCCACAUGCUUCUUUGGGUGGAAGACGCACCACUUAUUGGUGUUUCCCCCAACUCACAAAUUGCAAAGUAUAUUCAUGAACAUGUCACCUGUGCCAUUCCAAAUGACUUGAUAGCACCUGUACUCAGAGACCGGGUCUUGAAAUGGCAGCAACAUAAAUGCAACAAGUACUGUCUAAGAUCCAAGAAAACCCCAAACAAGGUGGUGACAGUUUGUCGCUUUGGAUUUCCCAGAAAAGAACAAACCAUGGUGGUAAUCCGAGAUGUGGCUGAGGCCAUUGCUGGACGGAAAGGACUAAAUCCUCAUAGUAGACUCUAUGAUCUCCCACGGAGUAGUACAGAAGUCAGGACCAAUGACUACAAUCCAGCCAUUUUGCUAGCUUGGGAAGGCAAUAUGGAUAUCCAGUUCAUUGGCGAACAAUCUACAGCCCUCAACCGCUGCAUUACAAAAUACCUCUCCAAACCUGAGAAGAGUUACCCCUUUAGCAUCAUGAAUGACAUCAACUCAAACAAGUCUCUGACCAGCAGACUGUGGAAUGUUGUACUCCGCAGUUUGUCCAACAGAGAAUGUGGUGCACUUGAAGCAGCAGACAACCUCCUAGGCUUACCUCUCUAUGGCACAGAUCCGCAGACAACCAUCAAGUGGAUUGAUGUAUCAAAGGUAUCUAGCCGCCGGCUGAAAUCCAAAGAAAACAUUGACAUGCUAGCAAAAGAAAGUCCUGACUCAACUGACAUCUACUUCCCUUCCUGGAUUGACUCCUACUACCCAAAACGUCCUGAGGCUCUGCAAGACAUGAGCCUCUAUGAUUUCAUUGCAUGGCAUGAUGUGGUGACAGAGAAGCCCAAAAAUGAAAACAUCCCUUGUUACAUGUUUCCCUUUGGGUACAUCAAAAAAAGACGCAUCCCCUACCUAAUCAAUCAUUACCAUUACAGUGUACAAGACUGCCCAGAGGACUACUUCUAUGCUAUCCUCCUACUUUUCAAGCCAUGGAAAGACAGAAGAGAUAUUCUUUCUGAAGGGUGUCAUUCCUAUGUGGAAGCCUUCCGUGCAUGUAAGGAUAACCUGCAAAAAGCUAUGGCCUAUCAUGACCAACUACAACAAAUAGCAGCAGCUGAUGAGGAGGUAACUCGACUAGUAGAGAAAAAACAAAAGGAAAUAGAGGCUGAAGAGGACAAUGAUAUUCUAACAGAAGAACCUGAAAAUCCAGUUUGCUUUGCUCCUCUGCAGGCUGCAGAGGCAGUGGCUGAAUUCAGGGAUGUGGCGGCACAACCUCUUCUACAAAAUGUACAAGACAUGCUCACGCGCCUUAAUAAAGAUCAGCAGAGAGUGUUUGACCACAUUGCCAAAACUUUGCAACAACAAACUGAAACAAACGCCUCCAUCCUCCGCAUGUUUGUGAGUGGCACUGGAGGCACAGGGAAGACUUUUCUCAUUCAAACUGUCGCAGCAUGGGUGAGACAGAGCCUGGGAAAAGAAGUGGCAAUCACAGCACCCACUGGAGUUGCAGCUCACAAUAUCAAUGGGAUGACCAUUCGCAGACUACUAAUGCUUCCAGUGGAGCAUGGAAAAACACCAGUGUAUCGUAACCUCUCUGAUGAGGUACUGCAAUGCCUUCGUACAGACAUGCGAGACGUGACCCUCCUCAUUAUUGAUGAGGUGUCCAUGAUUACCAACGUCACUUUAUUGUACAUCCAUCUUCGUCUGUGUGAGAUUUUCCAGACUGCUAACACAGAUGAUGGCUGGUUUGGAAAAAUCAACAUCUUACUUCUGGGGGAUUUGUUACAGCUUCCACCUGUGCAUGAGAAUCCACCUUAUGUGCCAGUUACUCAAGAGGAAUUGCACAAACUGACUGGCUCCAUGGGAUCUGUGGAUCUGUGGAAUUUAUUUGCAUAUGAUGAACUCACAAUCAAUAUGCGCCAGAAGCAGGACAGGACUUUUGAAAACCUCCUUAAUCGUGCCCGACUUGGAGCCACCAACCAAGCUGAUCACAGAUUGUUGACUUCACACUUGAUACCUAUGGAAAGAGGCGAUCUUUCCAGCUACAAAAAACAAAUUAUCAAACACAUGAAAGACUUAGAUGCCAAGGAUCCAAGCUCAACCUGCAUCAUGCCUACUGUAGAUGCCUGUAACCAGAUCCAGACUGCCAUACUUGAUAGUAUGCCAGGAGAGGACAUUCAUCUUAUGGCAAUUGACACUGUGGACUGCCCUCGUAACUUCCGAAGAAAUGUGCUGAAAAAAAUGAACGCCUGCAAGGCUGACUGCAGUCGGGCAGCUGGACUGGAAACUAUCAUACGAGUCAAAAUAGGAUGCAAACUGAUGCUUCGCAAGAACAUUGACAUUGCCACUGGUCUCAUCAAUGGGGCAAUAGGGAAGCUUCAAGCUGUUUCCUACCAUCUGGAAAACACAAGUAUGGUCAAAACCAUAACCAUCAAAUUUAACAAUGGAGUCACCCAUACCUUUGAACGCAUGCGCUCAAAGUUUGAAAUCAUGGACAGAGUCUACAUUGUUCGAGAGCAGUUCCCAGUCGUUGGUGCUCAUGCAAUCACCAUUCACAAAUGCCAGGGGAUGACUCUAAAUACAGUUAUGAUGGAUCUUGGCAACUCCAUUUUUUCCUGUGGACAAAGUUUUGUUGCACUUUCCAGAGUUACAUCCUUAAGUGGUGUCCAUCUUAUCAACUUUGACCCCACCUGCAUUAAGGCACUUCAAACUGCAGUUGUAGAAUACAAUAGGCUCAGAGGGAUUUAUUGGCCUACGUUGAUAAGCAUGAAGGAGACCAAUACACACAAGGGACAAAAGGACUGCCUUAUCCUGGUGAAAGCCAAGGAACAAAGAUGGAGUCUGUUUACAUUAGACAGGAGGAGGUUCUGAAAUUAGUACCUCUCUGCAUUAAACAGGAGAUGCCUGAACUGGAGCCUGUCCACAUUAAAGAGGAUACUGAACUGGAGCCUGUCCACAUUAAAGAAGAGACUGAACUGGAACCUGUCCACAUUAAACAGGAAGAGACUGAACUGGAGCCUGUCCACAUUAAACAGGAAGAGACUGAACUGCUGUCUGUCCACAUUAAACAGGAAGAGACUGAACUGGAGCCUGUCCACAUUAAAGAGGAUACUGAACUGGAGCCUGUCCACAUUAAAGAGGAAGAGACUGAACUGGAGCCUGUCCACAUUAAACAGGAAGAGACUGAACUGCUGUCUGUCCACAUUAAACAGGAAGAGACUGAAAUGGAGCCUGUCCACAUUAAAGAGGAUACUGAACUGGAGCCUGUCCACAUUAAAGAGGAAGAGACUGAACUGGAGCCUGUCCACAUUAAACAGGAAGAGACUGAACUGCUGUCUGUCCACAUUAAACAGGAAGAGACCAAACUGUUGUCUGUCCACAUUAAACAGGACGAGACUGAAAUGGAGCCUGUCCACAUUAAAGAAGAGACUGAACUGCAGCUUGUCCACAUUAAGGAUUCAGAAAACAUAUCCCGACCAAAGAUAUCACAUCAAUGUACUGAAUGUGGGAAGUGCUUCACUCGGUUAGGACACUUACAAAACCACCAGCGGAUUCACACUGGAGAGAAGCCAUAUCAGUGUACUGACUGUGGGGAGAGCUUCAAUCAGUCAGGAAACCUAAAUAGACACCAACGAAUUCACACUGGAGAGAAGAUGUAUCACUGUACUGAAUGUGAGCAGAGUUUCAGUGUAUUGGGACACCUGAAAACCCACCAACGAAUUCACACUGGAGAGAAGCUGUAUCACUGUACUGAAUGUGAGCAGAGUUUCAGUGUAUUAGGACACUUGAAAACCCACCACCGAAUUCACACUGGAGAGAAGCCGUAUCACUGCUUUGAAUGUGGGCAGAGUUUCAGUGUAUUAGGACACCUGAAAACCCACCACCGAAUUCACACUGGAGAUAAGCUGUAUCACUGCUUUGAAUGUGGGGAGAGCUUCAGUCGGUUACAAAGCCUAAAAAGACACCAUCGAAUUCACACUGGAGAGAAGCUGUUUCACUGUAAUAAAUGUGGGAAGAGCUUCAGUCGGUUAGAAAGCCUAAAAAGACACCAUCGAAUUCACAAUGGAGAGAAGCCGUAUCACUGUACUGAAUGUGGGAAAAGCUUCAGUCGGUUAGGACACCUAAAAAGACACCAUCGAAUUCACACUGGAGAGAAAUCGUAUCACUGUACUGAAUGUGGGAAAAGCUUCAGUCGGUUAGGACACCUAAAAGGACACCAACGAAUUCACACUGGAGCCAGCCUCCCUCCCUCCCAGUCCCUCACCUCUCCACCCUGCUUGUUUGAGUGUAUGGAGAGCUGACUGAUUAUAUCUCUCUCUCUCACCCUUCAGUAAAUGACUUGGGUCCCCAGGAGUGAGAGCCAGCCUGAAUCCAGAGACACUGAGAAGGGGAGCGUGUCAAACUGAAGGAGACAGACCCAUUAUUUCAGAAUAAACUGGAGAGCCCUGAGAUUCAGCUCCACUCCUGACUGAAUUGGAAAUGAAUCUCAUUCAUCAUGCUGUGAGGAUUUAGGACAGAGCUGCAGGGUCAUUUUACUUAGAAGGGACACAUUGGAAAUAUAUGCCAAGCUUUUUCUCUGAACGCUUAUAUGUGUGAUACGAACCCAGCAAAGCUGCCAGUAACAUUCAUCAUAUUUUAUAUAUGCUAUUUACUUUGUGCAACACAUGGCAUUACUGUACCAGUGUCAGUGAGUACAGUAGAAGAUACAGAAGUGAAUUGUUUAAAAUAAACUAAAUAUAGCCUUAAAACUAAGGCUAUCUUCAUGGGUGUGGCAGCAAUGUGUGCUUCAUCUAACUAGAAUGGCCUCUAAGCUCUUGCUUAGAGCUGACAAAAUCUUGUGUUUUUUUAAUUCUUUGUUUUAUUUCAAGUGGUACAAACCUUGCCCUGGAGCAAAUACUGGUUUGGUUUUGAAUGAAUUUGAACGAAUCAAUUUGCUGAGUGUUUAAAUACUGAGAAACUCUAAGCUUGUUGUAUACUGGAUCCGUGCUUCAAUGCAAUGGGAUUGAAAUACAAUUCCUAUUGUUUUUUAAUGAGUAUAUUGUUGUAUAUCCAAUUAUUAUGACAGCUCCACAAUACUAGAGCUGUAUAAAUAUACUGUAAAACAUGAAAGGUUUGCAAGCAAACAAUUUUUGCAUUUUGCAUGUGUUAAAAAUCUGCAAAACAUACAUGCUGCAUCAUUACCAUGAUUACUACAUUCAUAGUUUAUACAGUUUAUGAAUAAUUGAUCUAAACAAUCUGCAGAAUGAAGUUGCCUCAGACUGUUUGACAGUAACAGAGCUGGUGCUUUUGUGGAAUCACCAUCAGCUGUUUAUUCCUUUUGGACAGUAUAUGGUUUGUAUUUUGUAUCAGUAUGCUAUCAUUAGAGUGACAAUACAGUACAUCCUAAGGCAAGCUUAGCUCUUUAGAAAGGAUUUCAUUCACACUGAGUUUGAGUUCCUGUAUGUUUUCGAGUAUCUUUGUAUAUAAAGGGUGUGUGAGAAAUU